Messenger RNA from Planococcus citri (citrus mealybug), 2221 nucleotides. Its product is annotated as zinc finger protein 501-like. NCBI's taxonomy places the organism in Eukaryota, Metazoa, Arthropoda, Insecta, Hemiptera, Pseudococcidae. The coding region runs from base 382 to 1623 and encodes 413 amino acids. The record is from RefSeq and is a predicted model, not a curated record. The transcript is spliced from 3 exons.
ACCAGUCAACCACAAAAAAUAAAAAUUUUUUCUUCCAAUAAUCAAAAUUUUUCUAAACGAAAGCUCAAUUUUGUUAUCAUGUUUUAAAAAAGCUUAGAUAAUUUUCGUAAUUCCGAAUCGAAUUUGUUCGAUGGAGAAAAGUGAUUAUUACCAAAUUCGAGUAAUUAUUUUCGUUUUUCAAAGAUGCGAGAACUAUUUAAGGAAAACAAAUUGUACGUAUGUUUGAAAGUUUAAUGGCAUAAAUUCACUUUCAGUGCUCGUAUUAACGUGAUAAUUGGUGAUUUGUGAGAUCCGUUUCAACGUUUGACAGCUUCGAGGUACUUUCCGUUGGAAGGAAACGUUCUUAUGGUGUAAUUUUUGAAUGAUAACAAACUGGACAAAAUGGAAAGCUGUUAUUAUAGCGGAUUAACUUUGGUGGGCUUGUUCAACCAUCAAUCAGAAAAAUCAGUCCAAACGGAACCGUCGCUUCUGGAGACCUACAUGGUGAAAGACUUAUUGGAUUCGAUGAAUAAGCAAAACUUCGUCAAAUACGAAUGCUUCGAUAGAUUGAACAUCAAAGAAUCUAUGAAUCCUGUGAAAUUGGAUAAGCCUAUGGUGGACGAAUAUAUACCUAGAAACGAUGCCAGUAACGCGGAACUGGCUUUUUUCGAGGAACAAUUUAAAGCGCACUUGAACACUCUUAAGCCAUUUGAACAAUCCAUGAACCAUGACUUGAAUCCGCAAGCGAUCGAUCGUAAAAUCCAUAAAGCUGAUAUUAAACAAAAGCCAACGAAUAUGAUGAUGACCAAGUAUAUCAAGGUGGACAACAAAGAGAAAAAGUACAAAUGCGAAACGUGCAGUAAACGUUUUGUAAACUCUUCGGAUUUUAAAAGACAUUUGAAAAUCCAUACGGAUGAAAAACUUUACAUUUGUAGCGUGUGCAAUAAAGGUUUUAGAAGUAAUUCUGAUCUCACUAGACAUACACGAAUUCAUACUGGGGAAAAACCCUACGCCUGUCCUUAUUGUGAUAAACAUUUCAUCUCAUCUGGAGACGUCAAACGACAUGUCAGAGCGCAUACCGGUGAGAAACCUUACGGUUGCAAUAUAUGCGGGAAAUGUUUCGGAAGUAAUGCCGAUUUGACCAGGCAUACGAGAGUUCAUACUGGAGAAAGACCUUACGCUUGUGUCACUUGCAGUAAACUUUUCAGUACGACGGCUGACGUAAAACGACACAGUCGAAUACACAGCGAAGAAAAACCUUACGAAUGUGAAAUUUGUAAAAAGUGUUUCAAAGGAUGUUCCGAUUUGACUAGACAUCGUAAAAUUCAUACUCCCGACAAACCUCAUACUUGCGUAAUUUGUAGCAAAAACUUCAAAUUUAGCGGCGAUCUGACACGUCACUAUAGAAUCCAUACAAACGAUAAGCCAUUCAUCUGUCAAGUUUGUAAGAAGUCUUUUCGCACGAACCCGGAUCUUACGAGACAUUCUAGGCUGCACACCGGCGAGAAACCGUUCAGUUGUAAUGUGUGUUUGAAACGGUUCACCAACAGUACAGAUUUAACCAGACAUAUUGUCGUCUGUGUCGGUGGAAAAUUUGUAAAUCAUCCGUUGAGUACUUAUCCCAAAGUAUCUAGGUGUUCGUGAAGUUCGGCUUAAUUAUUUCUUAAGUACAAAAAUAUGUUAGUCGUUGUUUUUUUUUUUUUGUAAAUAGCUAUCUACGCCUAUCAUUUAUUUGUAUCGCGUGUUUCGUAAAAUUGUGGAUUAUUCGGGUAUUGGUGGUUUUUUUUUGUACAAAUUUUCAACAGUUUCUUUUUCUAGUCUUCCAGCUCUGUUGAGAAAACGUUCGACUUUUAACUACAGGUAGGUUUGUGUGCGUCUCCGUUUACGCAUCAUGUUUUCCUAUGCUCAUGAAUUUUUAUCGAAUUCAAAAUGGAUCACAUUUUGUUAUCUGCGCCCUGGUUUGAAAAAGCGGAUAUUUUUUCGUUUUAAUAUUUCGUUUCUAAUUAGUAUACCUAUUGUUAUGCUUGCCUUUAAAGAAUUUAUAUUGUAAUAUUAUUCUAAGUAUGUAAUGGUUGUAAAUUUUGUUUUAAAUUCUCUAUUUUGUAGCGCGUGCCUUCUUCAUAGCGAAUUUUUCCAGUGAAGGUACUUUUAAGAAAUUCCAAUUUAGUAUUACAUCCGUUAUGUUGUUUUUUUUGUUAAGGUGUAUUUUAUCUCCGACCAAAAAAAUGCGAUACUGUCUUUA